Molecule: messenger RNA, 1994 nt
Organism: Nicotiana tabacum (common tobacco)
Lineage: Eukaryota; Viridiplantae; Streptophyta; Magnoliopsida; Solanales; Solanaceae
Product: protein Brevis radix-like 4
Source: RefSeq, a predicted model, not a curated record
AAUUUUAUUCCAAUAUCUUCAAGCUCCUUAGCUUCCUCACCAAGUAGCCAUUGUUGUUUCUCUUCCCUUAAUUUCUGAAAACUUCUAUACCAUCCAUGUGUAUUGUACUAGUACUCAAAACCUUCAUAAAUUUGUUUUUUUUUUCUAAUUGGUUUUAAGUUUAUUUUUAUUUUUUCCGAUUAUUCUAUUAUGUUACUAUUAUAACUGCUUGUCGCUACUGUUUCGUUCAUCUUUCCUUGAGCAGAUAUCUGUCCGAAACAGUCACUUUAUCCUACGCACUAUAUUUCUCAGACCCUACUUAUAAGACCACGCUGAAUUUUGUUGUUUUGUUGGUUUUAAGUUUUAAAUAAAUGAUUUUGUUUGACUGUAGCUUGAGGGGUGUCUUUAAUAAAUGAACUACAGGAAUCUCUGUGAUGGCGCAAUUUAAGGGUAGGCAUUAAAAGUGCGCCUUAGCGCCCUCUGUUUCUUUUUCCUUAUUACCCCACUUCCUCUUAUUCAAUACUUCUUCGACUCCAGCAUCUCUAAUUAUCCUAUUCUUUCAAUUUCUUCAAUUCACCCAAAUAUUCAUAAUUUUGUAUUGCAUUUGUUAAUUCCCCUGUUUUCAAACUUGUAAUUGCUUUUCAAUUCAAAGUGGAAGAAUUUGAUUAUAUAUAUAUAGCGAGAGAUUGAGAAAAUGCUUACGUGCAUAGCUCGUUCGAAGCAACCGAGCGAUGAUUCGCGUGAUCAUCAACCUGAGAAAUUCAAUCCAAAUUCAGCUCCGGCCAAUAAACAAGCUGUUAAAACACUCACUUCUCAGAUUAAGGACAUGGCAUUGAAAGCAUCAGGAGCAUAUAAGCAGUGUAGUCCAUGUACAACUCAGCCGACGACUCUACGGAAAAACGGAAGCCAAAACGAGUCGUCGGACUCGGCGUCGUUGGAUAAAUUCCGUUGGUCAUAUAAGAGAACAGGGAGUUCGAGUUCGAGCUCGACGGCCGGGAGAAAGGAACUGGAGGCGAGGCUGAAAGGAAUAUCAAGCGGAGAAGUUACGCCGGUGUCGGCGUCGGCGAGUGGUCGGCGAGUUGAACCGGUCGUGUUCGUUGAAGAAAGCGAGCCGAAAGAGUGGGUGGCGCAAGUUGAACCGGGUGUGCUCAUCACUUUCGUUUCGUUACCACGUGGCGGCAAUGAUCUCAAGCGGAUUCGAUUCAGUCGGGAAAUGUUUAAUAAAUAUCAAGCUCAGAGAUGGUGGGCAGAGAAUUGUGAGAAGGUAAUGGAGCUUUAUAAUGUCCAGAGGUUGAAUCGCCAAGCUUUCCCCCUGCCAACACCUCCAAGAUCUGAAGACGGGAGUUCAAAAAUUGAAUCCAUCGAAGACAGUCCUGUGACACCUCCACUCACUAAAGAACGACUGCCCCAUACAUUGUACCGUCCAAUGUAUUCAUCUUCAGAUUCUCUUGAACAACACUCGACGCAUUCUCGCUACAAUUAUGAUUCUUGUGGUGUUGCCUCAACUCCAAAACUCUCAAGCAUCAGUGGAGCAAAGACAGAGAUAUCAUCUAUGGAUGCCUCUAUUAGGACUAGCACAUCAAGAGAUGCAGAUCGCUCUGGAGAGCUAUCCAUCAGCAAUGCCAGUGAUCUUGAAACUGAAUGGGUUGAGCAAGAUGAGCCUGGAGUUUACAUCACUAUACAAGCGCUACCAAAUGGAAGAAGAGAACUCAAACGAGUCAGAUUCAGCCGAGAAAAAUUUGGAGAAGUGCAUGCCAGGUUAUGGUGGGAAGAGAAUCGUGCUAGGAUACACAAACAAUACCUGGGAUAGGAAUGCUUGAAAAUAUUGCUAAAUUUCCCUUGUGGUUGCCAAUUUAAGGAGAUGUUGCCUACUUGGGUGUUGCAUUUCUUUGGCAACGCCCAAAGUAUAUUCAUUAUAUAUAUGGAGCCAGAUAAUAGUAUGAGAGAGGCAACAUACAGAGAAGAAUCUAAGUUUUGUUACAUUUGUGAACAACCACCUUGGUUGUUGGACACCA